CAUCGAAGCAUUGUUCCAGUUGAAUCUCAAGACACACGAAAGAUAUCAGCAUGAACGUCUUGGUUCUACUUUCCUUAAUUAUUGCCGCCGUGGUGGCCAUCCCCGCAUACCCUAAUGCACCUGCGUACAGCUAUCUGAUGAACUAUGGAUAUCCGGUCGGAUAUACACCAGAGGCUCGAAGGAAUUUACCAGACUUUAUUGAUUCGGCAACGACCACCACUCAGUCAGUUGCUUCCUGGCAACUGAAGCAACUACGCAGAAAAUGGUUUAUUCUGAUUUGCAUGCUCGAUGUGUCGUGUCCUACGGUAGCCUUUCCGGAACACCAUCCCUGGGCCCCUACGCCUGCCCCUGUACGUGUCUCUGCCGCUGCCUCUGCUCCUGCGCCUGCCCCUUUCCGCGGCUAUCCGCCCGAAUUCCGCAUUGACGAUUUGGACGAAGAAAUGCAACACCGGGAGAUGAUGGCCCCUCACCAGCUCGUAGCGGAUGACAUCGAUGUGUUUGAGACUGUCGGCAACAAACGUGCCCAGCUUAAAUCGACUAAUAAUCUAGUAAAAAUCGCCGAAUUUCAAAUGGCCCAGUGGAUUUGGAGAUGGAAUCUUAUCCUUUGCCUCAUCAAUCCUGAGUGUCCCCAUGUAAACGUCCCGACAGUUUCCAGCAGAUCCGGGCGUCAGUACCCUCCCAUUCGAAUCGACGUGAAGAAAAGUCGCAUGUUAUCCGAAACACAAAAACAACCCGGUGUCAUCAUUCCUGUAUCAUUCGCCGAUGAAUAAGUAAAUCAGCCGAGC
Messenger RNA from Daphnia carinata, 785 nucleotides. RefSeq lists its product as uncharacterized. The record is from RefSeq and is a predicted model, not a curated record. Bases 51 to 770 code for a protein of 239 amino acids. The transcript has 2 exons. Lineage: Eukaryota; Metazoa; Arthropoda; Branchiopoda; Diplostraca; Daphniidae.